AUGCUCUCACUCUGCGGUCUUGCCCUCCUCCAGGUCAUCGCAGGCGUUCGAGGCAACCCUUUUCAGUGGGCUUUGGCGGCUCUUCAGGAGGAGAAGCCAACCUUCAGUGUCACCCCGCAGUCCUCGGAUAUUUGUGACGCGGGGUCGCGGCAAUGGACAGGAACGGUCAGCGUGACGGAGGAAAAGUCCAUGUUUUUCUGUACCGGCCCCGGAGCAACUGGCGAGCUUGGCUUAUUCAAAGAUAUUGGGCCAUGUUCUGUCAACAAAGAUGGCAACUCUACUUCGCGCAACAAAUAUUCAUGGACAGACCACGCUAAUGUCCUAUUCAUUGAUCAGCCUAUUGGCGUCGGGUUCUCAAAAGCUAAGAGUCGCUAUAACAUGGCCAAGAAUAUCCACGAGGCAGCCCAGGAACUCGAAAAGUUUCUAUCUGUCUUCGUAAGCGAAGUGUUCCCUGAGCUUGCCUCCAAGCCAUGGCAUUUCGCUGGGGAGUCCUUCGGUGGCCACUACGUCACCUAUUACCUCCAUCAUCUCUUCAAUGAGAAGCUCCACGAAUCUCCUCUCCUGAACGUCUCUUCGGCCAUCAUAGUUGAUGGCUAUAUCGAUGGAACUAGACAAAGUGCUGGCUACUACGAUUUCUUCUGCCAGAACUGGCGCGAGGAUGGGAGUGAACCUCUUAUGAGCACCAGAGAGUGUGAGGAGAUGGCUUCACAUGUACCUGAAUGUGAGCGCCUGGGAGAGCUUUGCCGCAAGACCCUCGACGUAGAAGUCUGCCACUUAGCAGCCACUCGCUGCGAAUGGACGGUGGGUAAACACUUUCUCGAUAAUGUCAAGCCCGGAGGAUGGAACCCGUACGACAGCAGAAAGAAAUGCGUUGAACCACCUAUUUGUUCUGACUUGGACGGCGGAGCAACACUUCAGUUCCUCAACAGGCCAUGGGUUCAAGAACGGCUAGGAUUCUCUGAUGUUGCAUUUGAGCUCAUUGACUUUGAUUUGAACAGACAGUGGGACACCGAAGGCACUAUUUACCUUCCUACCACGAAACAACUAACGUGGUUACUCGACGAGACUGACAUCCAUGUGCUAUUCAUUAACGGUAACAAUGAUAUUAUCAUUAACACGCCGGGCCAGAUGCGGCUCCUCGAUGAACAACCUUGGAGUCGACAGGCUUGGUAUCGGGCUCAGCGCUACAGCAACUGGUAUGUCGAAGAUGGAGAGCUCUCUUCCAGCCCCAAUAGCAAGAAAGCCAGGCAGGGUGGAACUUGGAAAGGCGACGAACGUCUCGCUCUUUUCACUGUAGAUGAAGCUGGACAUACUUGUCCCUUUGACCAGUCCGAGGCCGUAGGCGCAGUGGUUAGAAAUUGGAUCAGACUAGAUUCUGUUCAAGGGCAACCGCGCAGUACUGAUAGUAAGGGUUAUAAAGAGCUUCAGGCCUAUAAAGUAUGA
Messenger RNA from Fusarium fujikuroi IMI 58289, 1443 nucleotides. RefSeq names its product related to PRC1-carboxypeptidase y, serine-type protease. Bases 1 to 1443 code for a protein of 480 amino acids. Lineage: Eukaryota; Fungi; Ascomycota; Sordariomycetes; Hypocreales; Nectriaceae. Gene Ontology annotation, biological process: proteolysis. The record is from RefSeq and is a predicted model, not a curated record. Gene Ontology annotation, cellular component: fungal-type vacuole. Gene Ontology annotation, molecular function: serine-type carboxypeptidase activity. The transcript has 5 exons.